CAAAAAUAAGUAUGGGACAGAAGCUCAGAAGAAGGGAGCUGCAUCCAGCAGAGCACUGUAGCUGGGUCUGGAGAGAUGGAGGAUGAGGUGUGCUUGUGCACUGCUCUGAAGUUCCUGAUUUUUUUCUACCAAUGUUUGCUCAUUACCAGGUUUACAGGAGAUGGAAAAGGCAUCUUCACUUGUAGGUGCACAUUUUCUUCCCAAGUGAUGUGUGAGAACCUAGGAAUGUUUGGGGUUAUUUUUAAUGCCAGUUUUUUUUAAUGUCAGUGUUACCAUUUGAAAGAGAGUGUGAGGGUGCUGGUUUUAUUCACUCAUCUCUCUGCACUUGCUUUUCAGAGUUGUCUUCCUUGGUGCCAUGCUCUACCUUUGAAGUCAGUUUGAACAGCAAAGAGAAGGGAGGAGCCGGGCGCCGUGGCGCAGGGCCGCCGCUCAUCGCUCAGCGGGGUGUGCUACCUGACCAUGGGCCUGCUCGUGCUGCUGCUGGGGCUGGUCUUUGCAUCGAUGUACGUCUACAGAUACUUCUUCAUCACCCAGGGGUACACUCCUGCUGUGUUUGCUGUAGCUGUUGGGGGUUGUGUUGUAGCCCUGCCUGGAUUGUGUUGUACCCCACAGCUGCCCCGUGAGAGCGUGUUCCACUGCGGUGUCCUGUACGAAGACUCGCUGUACUCGCCUUUCAAAGGGCAGCUGGAGCUGCAUGAGGAUGUCAAGAUCUACAUUGAAGAGAACUACGAGCAAAUCAAUGUCCCCGUGCCCCAGUUUGGGGGGAGCGACCCUGCGGACAUCAUCCACGAUUUCCAGCGAGGUCUGACAGCAUAUCACGACAUUACACUGGACAAGUGCUACGUCAUCGAGCUCAACACCACCAUCGUGAUGCCUCCUCGCAACCUGUGGGAGCUGCUGGUGAAUGUGAAGAAAGGGACAUACCUGCCUCAGACGUACAUAAUCCAGGAGGAGAUGAUUGCCACGGAGCACGUCAGUGACAUGGAGCAGCUGGGCUCCUUCAUCUACCGCCUGUGCAGCGGCAAGGAGACGUACCGGCUGCGGCGGCGCGGCGCCCGCCGGCGUAUCAGUCGACGUGAGGCUGGAAACUGUCAUCGCAUUCGUCACUUUGAAAACACUUUUGUGGUCGAAACUGUUAUCUGCCAAAAGUCAUGAAGCCACUCUCCAGAUGUAACCUUCCUUGGCUUUGCUUGCACACACAUGCUCUUAGCCCUCUCUUUAGACAUGGUAAUCUGGCUACUUUUUAUACUCCCCCCAGCUUGUGCAGCUCUAACCUCUGGGGUCCUUUGUGGCCUUUUCUUCCCUGCUACCUACCCAAGACAUUGGCUGGGCUUAAAUUUACACAGUGCUCAAAGAUAACUGGGGGGAGAUGCAGCUUCCUCCACACCACAGGAUGGAAAUCUCUUUUGGGAGCAGGCUUGGGUAGAAGGGAUGGCUGAGAAAUAGGAAUGCUGGAAAUAGGUGCUCUUUUCCUGGCUGAGCAAUUUCAUGGCACUGAGGCUGCCAUGGCACUGGGACAGAGGGUGUAUGCACAAGAGGAGGAUUUCCAUUUCGGGGCUGAUAUAAUUACAAGAUGCACUUAGGAAAGGAAUAGUUGUGAGGCUACAGACAGGGCAGGUUGAGAGCUCAGCAGAGGGAAGGAGGUGUCAGCAGCAGAACUGGUAGUUACUGGCAAGUCAAGAAGCAGGUUUUUCAAAUCUUUUAACACUGUGUAUUCUUGUGUAACUUCUCCAGUGAAAGCUGUUUUGAUAGUAAUCACUGUAAUCCAGCUGAGUAUCACAUUAUCUGCAGGCACCAGUGGAGUACAGAUACUGACACAAGGCAAGAUUCAGCUGAUCAAUAUACUGCAGAGAAAUUGUUUGAACAAAACUGCAUUUCUAUUGAUCAUCAGACAGAAGAAUUGCAGAGUAAUUAAAUAUUCUUCCCUCUGUUCCAUAAAUGUAGUUAAAACUAAUUAGGUUCUUGAAAUGCAGGCAGUUUUUUGGCUUGAAAGAAUGGGGUGAGUUUCAACUUGGCACAUUCUUGUUAAUUGGUUUCCAGCAAAUCUGGACCUGUUCACCAUCUGUUGAAAUGAACUUGUUGUUUUGGAAGAGGAAGGAUAAAGUAAAUGCAAGUACAAUCAUUAACUCAGCAGAACCAAAAUGCAAAGUUAAUAUAUUUUAAACUUCUGAGUGUUAAUUUUAUGAGUUAAUUAUGUGAAAACAAAACAGGAUCUCAGGAUGGUCAUGUAAUGCCACAGGAAUUAGUAUAUUGUUAGAGGCUGAGUAUUUAUUAUUUUAUAUAAACAUAGCUAUAAAUAUUAAUUUCUGUUAAAUAGAGAAGGACACUUUGGUUUCAUUCUGCUUUAAGCUUGAUGUAAAAUGAAGAAUUAGGUGCACUUCUUGCAGGUUGGUGUGGAAAGUUUCCCACUGCCAUAUGGGUAUUUUCUAGCAUUGUGUUUUCCCAGCAAUAACUUGCUGCUAGCCCCAGCCUUUAGUUGCCAAGAGGAUGACAAGAAGUGGGUCAGAGAAUUGGUUCACUUCAUGGAAGUAACUGGUAAAUUUAAGCCCUGCGUUUCUCUUCAUUUCUAGAAGCCUGAGCCUGCACUCAGGUGCCACACAGGCCUCUUGCCCUCCCCUCUGGUUCUGCAUGAUGUAACUGGUCAUUGGAUGUGCUAACUGUGCAGUCCCGCAGCUGUAAGGACAAACCUUGGUUCUUUGGGGUCAGCUCAUGUGGUCACUGUUCCAUAGGGUGAGAAUGCAGUUGUAGAAAGAAAAUAUAAGAUGCUUUGUAUAUUUUGUCUGGUGGGAAUCUUACUUCUUAGGAAAAACCCAUGGGAUAAUAAAGUCUUUUACCUCUGA
Messenger RNA from Serinus canaria (Common canary), 2840 nucleotides. It is a transcript of the gene ITM2C, whose product is annotated as integral membrane protein 2C. Gene Ontology annotation, biological process: negative regulation of amyloid precursor protein biosynthetic process. The transcript has 6 exons. The record is from RefSeq and is a predicted model, not a curated record. Gene Ontology annotation, cellular component: extracellular exosome; Golgi apparatus; plasma membrane. The coding region runs from base 460 to 1155 and encodes 231 amino acids. NCBI's taxonomy places the organism in Eukaryota, Metazoa, Chordata, Aves, Passeriformes, Fringillidae. Gene Ontology annotation, molecular function: amyloid-beta binding.